Molecule: messenger RNA, 2760 nt
Organism: Schistosoma rodhaini
Lineage: Eukaryota; Metazoa; Platyhelminthes; Trematoda; Strigeidida; Schistosomatidae
Source: the annotation of a GenBank genome assembly
AUGGGAUCUAAAUUAUCAUGUAUGUCGAAACAAUCUGAAAAUAAUGGGAAAAUACCAAAAUCAAAGAAACCAAAAUUACUUACUAAAACUGAAAGGACAAAUGAGGUAGUUACAGUGACAACAAAAGUUAUAGAAGACAAAUCUGAACCACCUGCGACAACUGAGGAAUCCAUCAAGAAUCAUGUUACCCCAGUUGAAAGUGAAACCAUUAAAAUACGAUCACAUAUUUCAUUGCUAGAACCAGCUCCAUCAAGUUAUGAAUUACCUAAACCAUUAACUCCAUCACCUAUUAAUAUUUCAUCACAACUCAUUAAACCAAGUUUAGAUCAAUCUAAAUUUACUACACAACUUAUCAUUAAUAAACCAACAUCUGGUGAUAAUCAUAUAGCACAACCAGUUGAUCCUGAUGCUCGUGAAUUAGCUAGAGGUACAACAAAACCAGCGACAUGGAAAGAUUUACAUUGGGCAUUAAUUGGUAAACGUAAUUUAACUAAUGAUGAAUUAAAAGUUCGUGCAUUAUUCUCAUGGUUAUGUUCAAUACCAGUUGGUCAUAUACCAUUUUUAACAUAUGAUGAAAUAGUACAAGCUGAACUUGAUGGUAUUCAAUAUGCAAAAGAAGCAUUAUCGAAUAAGUUGAAAAAGUUAAAAACAGAUUCACCAGAAUUUGUACUUAAUGAAAUGGCUAAUGGUAAAGCAACAUAUCUUCAAGCAUUUGAGUCAUUAUGUCAUUAUUCAAAUAUACCAUGUGUAACAGUGAAAGGUUUAGCUAAAGGUGUUGAUUAUGUCGUUGGUAUGCGGUUGAAUGAUAUAAAUGAUCAAUUACAACAACAACAACAGUCAUUAACAUCGCCAUCGUCGACAUCACCAUUGUCAUCAUCAAUUAUGCAUCGAUUACAACAUGCAUGGAAUGCUGCUUAUUUAGAUAAUAAAUGGGCAUUAUUUGAUCCAAUGUGGGCAGCACAACGUUUAGCUGUUAGUGCUAAUACACGUUUAUCACAAUUAGUACAAACUGGACAAAUGGAUUAUGAAACUGAUAUGUUUUAUUUUAAUGUUGAUCCAGCUAAAUUUAUUUAUUCACAUUAUCCAUUUGAUGAAAAUUGGCAAAUGCUUAAACCCCCAGUUACUUUAAAACAAUUUGAAAACAGUGUUCUAUUGAAACCAGCAUUCUUUCGUCAUGGUCUUGGAUUAUUAUCACAUCAAGAUUGUGUUAUACUUGCACCAAAUAAACUUGUUAUAAAAUUGUCUAUGCCAAAAACUUUAACCGAUACAUUGAAAUUUACAUUUAAUUUAAAAUAUGAAGGAAAGGAUGAUAAUUUAGAUUUACCAAAUCUAAGUCAAUUUGGAUUACAUGAAUUAUCAAAACGUGAUGCAACUGUUACAUUUCAUUUUCGUUUUCCAAAACCUGGAGGUUAUAAACUUACUUUGUAUGCACAACGUAUUGGUGAAAAGCUAUUUGCAGAUAUAUGUGAAUAUCGUGUAGAAUCAAAAAUGAGUACCGAUUUACAACAAACAGACACUGGUGUUAUGAAUGCUACUACUCCUACUACUACUGCUACUACUAAUAAUAAUAAUGAUACUUCAAUAUCAACCCUUUCUAUUCUACCAUUUCCUCCAACAUCACAAGGACAUUAUGGUCCAGCUGAAAAAGCUAAAGAAUUAGAUCUUAUUACUGUACCAGAAGAUUUAGAAACUCAAUUAAAUUGUCAUACAGGUUUAUUAGAAAUUAAAUUUACUACUAAAAAUCCACAAAGCAAACUACCACGUUUAACUGCACGUUUAAAAUCAUCCAUUCAUGAAACAUCAAUGCUUACUGAUUGUAUACUAUUACGUAAUAUUGAAGCAGUACCACCAGGAAGUUUAAGUUCUGGUAUACAAACUAUUCAUGGAUCACGUAUGCAUAUGAUAAUAUUGACAGCAUAUUUACCAACAGGUGGUGAAUAUGCAUUAGAAGUAUAUGGAGCACCUGCGGAUUCUGAUGAGAAUACUUCAUAUUUCUUGGUUUGGCAAUUUUUAAUAAACUCUGAAUUUGGGAUUCGAUUAUCUACUCCAGUUAGAAAACGUUUAGCUACAAUGAAUUUAGGUCCACAAGAUGAAACAUGGUCUACAUUAGGUUUAAAAUUACUUAGUCAUGAUGAUCCUUUAAUUCAUGUACCAACAGCUGGUUCUAUUGAGCUACGAAAGACUCGAAGUAAAUCAGAAAUUAUGAGUCAGUAUAUGAAUCAAGGAGAUAAAACUAUGAAUGGUGUAUCGACAAGUGAUUCAUUAAUAGUUCCAACAACAUCACCAGAUCAAACGAAUGAAGUAGAUGAUGAAGUACAAGAUCCACGUAGUUGUGAUUUGAAAAUAAGAUUUUCAAAAGAAUCUCAUCAGAAACUUUAUGUAGUUGGACAGUUUGUAGAUAUAAGUACACCAGAGGAAGAGGAUUGUACCAACUAUUUAUUACAACAAUGGGAAGAACCUGAAGUAUCCAAUAUGAAUGAACAUUUAACCUACCUUAUUCGUAUACCAAAAGGUGAUCAUUUUUAUAAAUUAUAUAUCUAUGCAACACCUAUUAAUAAUAAUGAAUUACCUCAAUCAUUACCAUUAGUAUAUACAUAUUUAAUUGAAGCACCACCACGUAUUAUGUCAUCUGAAAUACCAUAUAUUGGUGUUAAAUGGGGUGCAUUUCCUGAAAAAUUAGAACAACAACAACAACAACACCACCACCCCCAACAACAACAACAACAACAACAAGACCAACAACAAACAACUAUUAAAUAA